GGCACUACUAACUUACUGUGUUAUCGCUCUGUUAUAUAAUCAGGUAUAUUUUACCAGUGAAAAUGUGCUUCGAACUUUAAUUAAUGUUUCACAGUAUAUCCGAUUUAUAAGAACCUUAAACAUAAUUUUUUUCACUACUUUUGAAGUACAAGAACAUAGCCUACAAUUUUAAAUUAUGAUAAGACAGUACGUGACGGUAAUAUUUACACAAAUAAUUAAGUGAGUGUCUGAAUAAUGCGGCGGGGAAGUUUUAGGCUUACUGACAGUAAUGUGAUGCCUUGCAUUUAGCAAACUAGUGAGCGGUCCUUGGUGACGCUAGUGCGAUCAGUCGCUGUCCUACCGGAAACGGAAGUGAAUGUGACACACCGGAUGUGGCUAGUGGGUGACACAAUUUUUAACUAGUGUGUGGCAGUGUCAUGAUGCUCGUUCUCCUAUUGUUCGCUUCUCUCACCAGGUGGACUUCAGCCGAUAACUUAUCCUUGCUGUCCGGGACCCUGAAGACCUUCCAGAAGGCGGCUUGUGACGACCAGCAGGUCAGCCUGCGAUGUCCUGCCGGGACCUGUAUAUCCGUGUUGAUCGCUCAGUACGGCAACUCGGCCAAGGAUCUCCAGGCUCUCUGUCCUGACGUCAAAGGAUCCCACAGUCGGAACAACAUGACUUGUCUGUGGCCUAAUAUUCUCCAGACGAAGUGGGAGGCGGCGCCUGAGGGGACCUGGGGAAAAUAUUCUCUGUUGCAGACAGUGGUCGAGGCGUGUCACAAGAAGCGCCAGUGCAAGUUCCACGCAUCUCCAAACUCCUUCGGCGGAGAUCCCUGCCCCGGCUUCCGCAAGUACAUCGAAGUAGCCUACAAAUGCCGUCCAUAUGAGUUUCGCAGCAAGGUGGCAUGUCAAGACGACAGUCUUCAGCUCAGCUGUAACCCGCACUCCCGGGUGGUCGUCUACUCAGCCAGCUUUGGCCGCACAGAGUAUGAGAGCGUCCGUUGCCCGCAACCUCAGGGUGUCAGGGAGGAAACAUGUCUAGCUACUUACGCUACUGAGACAGUGAUGCAGAUAUGUCACGGGAUGAGACAGUGUAGUCUCACCGCAGACGCCGCAACCUUUGGGAACCCGUGCAACCACCUCUCUAAGACUUACCUCAAGGUCGUCUACACCUGUGUGCCGAAGACAGUUCUGAGGGAGCAGCUGGAUGACCAGGUGGAGGAGGACGAGCGUAGUGAGCCAGACUAUGAGGUGGACUACGAGUCGGUGGACAACGCGCUGAGGGAGAACCACGUGUACUCGGAGUCCCCCAAGCUGGCAGUGUCCGGGGGGCGACACAACGGGAGUGGUGUGGGUGGGCAGAUCGCUCCACCCGCCACGGCCACGGCGGACCAGACACGGGGAGACCAGCAGUUUCAGGAGACUCGGAAUCGAGUAAUACUAGGUCUGGUGUUCGCAAUUGCGUGUGGCCUGGUGUUGUUGGUGGCGCUGGUGGCUGCUAGGCUGUGGUGGGGGCGGCGUCGUGGAGGGAGGACGGUGGACAAGGCCUUAACAAAGGGUUACUCAGAGGACGGUGAUGUGGAAAUCGACCUAACGUCCUCAGCGGCAAUAACAGUUCUGCCUACCCCACACCAUCACACGCCACCACAGGAGGUUAUCAGAUACAAGGAAGAGACACCCCUGAGCAUGUCCAGUGCCGACUACUACUACGGAUGACCCGCGGCCACGGAGCCCCCCACCACCACCCAAGUCACACCCCCUCCAGGAGUGGGGAUCUGCUUCUAGCACCGGCCUCCAGUCGCCGAUCCCGAGGAACUGUUCCAACUGUAGGGUUCCGUUAGCGGUGACUGAGUGACAACAUACACUGACUCUUGAUUACUGAAAGACAUCAUUAUUCGUCCAGCGCGUGAGUGAACGUCAAAGUGGAAGUGUACCAGUGGGACUCAAACUGAUUUUCAGAAGUGGACAGGCCUUACGUACCUUUUGACUUAGUAAAAAGUGUUAGAGUUGAUGAUAUUUUGAUAUACGAGUAUCAAACUUUGAAUCUACUUACCGUAAAUCUUUACUAGACUUUUAUUCAAAAACAGUUUUUUUAUGAAUAGCCUACAUCAAUAGAUUUUUAAAGAAAAAUGUUACCUAAUUAAUGCUUAUGUUGAAGAAUGUUGUAAUAUUUAUAAAAAGUUCUUUAAAAAUAUUCGAAAUACUGUAAAUAGGUUUAUGUAUUGUUUUUGUUGAGUUCGAACUUUGUUUUAGGGUAUUACUUUACAUCAAAGCCGUGAAUCUCCGUACCAUUUGAGAAUUUAAAAACCGUGAAAACCAAUCUAGUUACGAAUGUUUGGUGGAUAUCGAUUAAACUUAAGAUUCUUUGAAGCAAAACUACAUUUUUACUACUUUGAAAACUUUAAGAAAUCAAAGAUUGCACAUAAAGACAAAAAACUACUCCGUCAAAUUCCACUACGCAGUGUCAAAAUAUAUUCGUUAUUUUUAGUACCUAUAUAAAAAAAUCAACGGUGACGUGUAGCGGGUACGGCGGUUAUCGUGAGAUAACCGAAUCAAGCAACAUCGAGCGUGGCUGCUGCUUGGAUGGAUAACCGCUGAACUAUCCUGUCCUUGAAAGUAGUCCACCCGUUCGGACCAUGGUGGUGGUUCGGGAGUCACCUUUAAGCUGUCGUUCCCAGGUGUUAGAGAGGGCUUCUUAGAUCUAACUUUGCUUUGUAAAAUAAGGCAUUACUUUACUUUACUAUGUAUAUUUUGAAUUACGAUUUCAAAAAAUAUGUUCGAUCUCAAAAAUUUAGUGGCGUAAUCCUUAUCCUCAGGGAAAUAGUUUGCAGGGAAACCUUAUUUGGGAAAUCGAUAACCAUAGCAAUAUUUCAAAUCUGGUAUGUUGUACUGAAUUAAAUAACCAUUCCGUAAAAGGUAUCUGCAUACCUAUCAGAAGGAGAUUGUCUCAGCUCAAAGGUAUGGGAGUUUGCCGAUCAUAGCUCUUUCAAUAUGGUACUUUGCGUAUAUAAACGAGAUAGGAGUACACCCCACCACGUGUCGUGUAACAGGCUUCGCGGCCCUAACACCUUUCAUUUUUGAGAUGUCCAGUGGACAGACAGACACACAGAAAAGAAAAUGUUAUAAUCUGCCAGCUGACAAAAAAUGUCAGCCUAUAGAGUGAUAGGCUUGAAAGACACUCAGCCAACUUCUAUGAUUUGAUAAAUUACGUAAUCCAGCAUCAUAGAACUACUGUAAUUCUUGCCAAGGUAGAAAUGAAGUUUAAUGCAAAAUUUAAAGUCCACAUAUGUAAACUUUUGAGAAAUAUCUACCUAAAUCAUACAUUCACAUUUCUAUUAAUUAAGUUAGGUAGCUUAUUGGGUUAAAUAAUACAAGUGAACAUACCAACUCGCCCAGUGGUGAUAAUGCAUAUGUUAGGUUAUGCAGAAUGCAGACUACGUGGAUUACUGUGGUAAAAGUUAAAAUCUCAUAUAAUUAUACUCUAUUUGUUUACAGAUUUAUUUAGUCAGAAAAUUUCUCUUUGCCGUCAAAGUUACCCGAAAUACUAAUGGAGUAAUAUUCCCUAACGCUCAGCCAAAUUCCAUGCAGUCACAUGCGCGUAUCACAACAUCCAACUCGACGUUGCCUAAAUAAAAAUGAAUCUUUAUGCAAAAUUUCAAUUCAAUAGGUCUGAUACUUCUUGAGAUAUCGUGCAGAAAGAUACUCGCUCAGUAUAACUAGUAAUACUUCACCUGUUUCCUGUUUUCUGUUUUCUUGAUGGUUAGUAUCAAAUAAUAUUACUUUGUCUCAAAUGGUACAAGCUUACUGUAAACUUGGCCUUACGUUACUCAAAAGUUCAUUAAUGGUUUAUCUUGUGAUAAGGGAAUAGUUUAGCUAUACCAACACGACUAGCUUUGGGAUAAAUUAAGUUUGUAAUCUAUGUCUACUGACCUGAUUAAUUUACUUGUUAUAUGAAUCACAGUUUGGUUUUAAUGAUAUCCUUAUUUAAGUAUACUAGCAUAUUUUAUGUUUACCUUAACACAAAUUUCAUCACGUUCAAGUGAAAAUCUGUGAUAGCUAUAAGUCACAUGUGAUUAAUACUAAAAUAUUUUCAUUAUAAUUUAAGUUACAAUAACAAUUCUAAUAGUGUAUUUCAGUUGUAAUUAAAUCGCUACAGUAUUUAAUUUAUUUCCUUUUUAGAGUAAAUAUUAUUUGUACAAAAACUGUCACUAAGCUAUUUAAGGAUGUAUAUUACUUGGCAUGCAAAAGACUUAUUUAAGACGCACUAUGAUGGCAGGGUAUGGUAUAAUAUAAUGUAAUGGAAUUUGUAUAAUUUGUUUUUGUUAUUAACUUACUGUGUAUUAUAAAUUAAUAAAUUUGUAUUUUAAUUAU
This is a messenger RNA of Homalodisca vitripennis (glassy-winged sharpshooter), 4349 nucleotides long. RefSeq names its product protein eva-1 homolog C-like. The transcript is spliced from 10 exons. Gene Ontology annotation, molecular function: carbohydrate binding. Bases 417 to 1694 code for a protein of 425 amino acids. NCBI's taxonomy places the organism in Eukaryota, Metazoa, Arthropoda, Insecta, Hemiptera, Cicadellidae. The record is from RefSeq and is a predicted model, not a curated record.